Molecule: messenger RNA, 480 nt
Organism: Boleophthalmus pectinirostris (great blue-spotted mudskipper)
Lineage: Eukaryota; Metazoa; Chordata; Actinopteri; Gobiiformes; Gobiidae
Product: CD59 glycoprotein-like
Exons: 3
Coding region: 77-388 (103 amino acids)
Source: RefSeq, a predicted model, not a curated record
AAAAGAGUGUUUCAGAUGAUCGGAGGAGACUUUCUACUCUCACCUCUGCAAAACCAACAUCACCCUGUGGUCUGACAUGUUUGUCAAAGCCUUUCUUCUGCUCGUGGGUCUGUCAACUGCAUACUCACUAAAAUGCUACUAUUGCUUUGGCUGUGAUAAGUGCAAUAAUAUCAUGGACUGUGGAUCAGACCCAUCAUUCGAUCGAUGCUAUUCUGGUGUAAGUCAAGGAGUGUCCCAAAAGGCCUGUAUUCGCAAAUCUGACUGUGUCAGUAAUGCAGAAGUUCACAUCUCCUGCUGUGAGGGAGACUUGUGUAAUGGGAGCGCCUCCUCUGGUCCUGCUGUGGUACUGCUGCUCCUCUCCUCCUCCAUUUUCACUCUGUUUCUCUGAAGAUUCAUCACAUCUUUGUAACAGACGAUGUUUUAAAUGUCUCUGUAUUAAAUGAAUGAUUUAAUGAGACUUCCUGUUCAAAUGAAAGCUAC